Lynx canadensis (Canada lynx) is the source of this 1570-nucleotide messenger RNA. RefSeq names its product BTB domain containing 16 (gene BTBD16). Bases 1 to 1506 code for a protein of 501 amino acids. Lineage: Eukaryota; Metazoa; Chordata; Mammalia; Carnivora; Felidae. The record is from RefSeq and is a predicted model, not a curated record. The transcript has 15 exons.
AUGAAAAUGCUGAAUCCGCGCAGAGCUCGGCUGGAACGCCGGAUGGUUGGCUCAACAAACCGGUGGCGUUUUCCCUCAAAGCCCUUCUCCGGAGACCUGCUGGGGCUUUCGCAGAGGUGCAAGGCUUUGAGCGUGGACCUUGAUGAGGCUCUGAAGAACCCAGACAGGUUAUGCGUUUCACAAAUUCAGAAAAUUUUCUCUGAGACCUCGAAGAACAAGCCCGUCCAAAGCAGGGAGGCAGACGUGAUUCUCGAAUGUCUGGGCUCCAGAUGGGAACUCCAUCAGCCCCAGCUUUUCCAGUCCGAGACCUUGAGCAAGCUCUACCUGAUGGCGCUGGCCCAGAGCACCAAGAGGCCCACAAAGGAACUGGAGAGUCUUCUGCGAGCUCAGCUGCCUGGGAAGAUCAAGGAAAGACCCCCCACGAGGAAGAUGAUCAUUUCCUUGAAGAUCAAUGACCCCGUGGUCACUAAAGUUGCCUUCGCCAUGGCCCUGAAGAGCCUCUACCUGAGCCAGGUGGAGAUGAACGUCAACGACGUGCUGGCCGUGCUGGCUUCCGCACACGUUCUCCAGUUCAGCAGCCUGUUUCAAAGGUGUGUGGCCGUGAUGAUGAAGGGACUCACGCCAAGCACCAUCAAGAGCUUUUACCUGGCCGGCUGCAAGUACAAGGAAGAGCAGCUCACCACUGCCUGCGAGAAGUGGCUGGAAAUGAACUUGGUCCCUCUGGUAGGGACACAGAUCCACCUCCGGAAAAUCCCGCAGGAGCUGCUUCACAGAGUGCUGCGGUCCCCCAGGUUGUUCACUUUUAAUGAGUUUCAUCUUCUGAAAACGCUACUUUUGUGGGUCUUCUUGCAACUGAACCCCAAAGUGCAGACAGUUCCUGUGCAGGAAACGGUGCUGGCAUUUUUUACCAGCUUCUCCAGGAAGUAUUCCUUUCUGGAUCAGGACACGGGACAGAGCUUGGUGCCACUUUUCCUUUGCCUGCGCCUGCACGGCAUCAUCAAAGGCAAAAAUCUGGAGGAGUUAAGGCACAUUAACUUCUUCCCGGAGUCCUGGCUGAUCCGGGUUACAGCCAACCAUUACCACGCACUGGAGAGUGGGGGUGACAUGGCCCACGUUAAAGAUCUUACCACCCAGGCUGUGAGAUUCGGGCUGCUCUUUAACCAGGAGUAUACAACUCAUUCGGAAGUGAUCGCCAUAUACGGAUUCUUCUUUGAGAUAAAGGGAGUCAGACAUGAUACUACCUCUUACAGUUUUUACAUGCAGAGAGUGAGGCACAGUGACGUGGUCUGCGAGCACGGCCCCGUCAGCCUGCGGGCGGAACGCCUGGUGAAGUACGAGAUCAGAGCCCAGACCCUGGUGGACGGCCAGUGGCAGGAGUUCAGGACCAACCAGAUCACCCAGAAGUUUGGGUUCUCCAAGCCGUCCUGCAAAAGCCACGCCUUGAAAAUCCACACCGUGGGCCUUCCAAUCUAUGCAAGUUUUUCAUUCAUCUUCCCAAUGUCUUGACAGUUUCCAGAAGAACCUGUGGGAUUUUUCUUUCUUUCGCCAGGGUCUACAUAAAAGAAAAUAA